This is a messenger RNA of Zasmidium cellare ATCC 36951, 1386 nucleotides long. RefSeq lists its product as uncharacterized. NCBI's taxonomy places the organism in Eukaryota, Fungi, Ascomycota, Dothideomycetes, Mycosphaerellales, Mycosphaerellaceae. Gene Ontology annotation, cellular component: mitochondrial inner membrane. Gene Ontology annotation, biological process: mitochondrial magnesium ion transmembrane transport. The record is from RefSeq and is a predicted model, not a curated record. The transcript has a single exon. Gene Ontology annotation, molecular function: magnesium ion transmembrane transporter activity. Bases 1 to 1386 code for a protein of 461 amino acids.
AUGCACGACCGCGACUUCAGUAAUUCUUCAAGUCUUGCCGCAGAAGCGUUCUGGCGACGUUUGCGACAACCUAAGAGCAAGCAAUUACUCCGGGAGGACCUCCCACCCCUAUCAGGCUUCCUAGACGACAACGCCGGCCUUGGUGGCAGAAUCAUCAAGCCCAGCAAUGAGCUCAAAUUAAGAUGCACGGAGUUCGACGAAAAUGGGAACGUCACUUUGGUCAAUGGCGAGUUCCGCAAGAGCGAGUUGACGGCCAAAUAUUCUCUUCUCCCGCGAGACCUGCGCAAGAUCGACAGCAGUGUGCUUCCGCAUAUUCUGGUUCGACCCUCGGCGAUCUUGAUCAAUCUGCUGCAUUUGAGGUGUUUGAUCAAGCAUAAUCGCGUGCUGGUUUUUGAUGUGUAUGGUUCGACGGAUUCGUAUGCGCAGAGUCUUUUUAUGUAUGAUUUAGAGGGCAAGUUGAGGCAGAAGCAGCAGUCUAGUGCGGCUGGGGCUUUGCCGUAUGAGUUUCGCGCGCUUGAGGCGGUGCUUAUCAGCGUUACCGGCGGACUGGAAAGCGAGUUUGAGGGUGUGAGGGAGCCAGUUGUAAGAGUUUUGAGGGAGCUGGAGGAAGACAUUGAUAGAGACAAGCUGCGAUACUUGCUCAUUUACUCGAAGAAGCUGGGAACGUUCGAGCAGAAAGCACGACUCGUUCGAGACGCCAUCGAAGAUCUCCUCGAAGCCGACGACGACCUAGCGUCAAUGUACCUCACCGAAAAGGCACUCGGUGAAGAAAGAGACGACGAAAACCACGAAGAAGUCGAACUCCUCCUCGAAUCCUACCACAAAGUCGCCGACGAGAUCGUCCAAGUCUCCUCCAACCUCGUCUCCGCCAUCCGUAACACGGAAGAAAUCGUGCGCGCCAUCCUCGACGCCAACCGCAACAGCCUCAUGCUCCUAGAUCUGAAAUUCAGCAUCGGCACGCUGGGCAUAAGCGCUGGUAUGUUCAUCGCUGCGCUCUACGGCAUGAACCUCGAAAACUUCAUCGAGGAAUCCCACUAUGGCUUCUUCGGCAUCUCUGGCAUGUGCACCGCCCUCUCCGUCGUGGCUUGCUACUACUGCUUCGGAAAACUCCGCAAAGUCCAACGGAUAUCCAUGUGGGGCGAAGGCGGGCUCACGAAGGCCGCGAAGGAUCGUGCUUCGAGGGGGAACUGGCGAGAGAUUCACGAGAACCACCUUUCUGGUGCUGCGGCGGCUGAUAUGGGCGAUAAGCCGCUCGCGGAGGCGGUUGCGGGGAUCAAGAGGGCGGAUCGGUUGAAGUUGUGGAAGCAUGCGCAGAAUGAGCGGUUGAAGGCUAUGCAGGACGAGGCGAACCGUCAGACGCCGGUGCCUUUUGGGCCGUUGAGAUGA